Molecule: messenger RNA, 11664 nt
Organism: Danaus chrysippus (African queen)
Lineage: Eukaryota; Metazoa; Arthropoda; Insecta; Lepidoptera; Nymphalidae
Source: the annotation of a GenBank genome assembly
AUGUGUCCGAAUCUCCUGUGUAGAUCCCCGCCAGAUGGUUUAUUGACAAACGGACCCAAGCAUGACGUUGACCUGGAGCCGCUCAUCAUCGCUCCGGAUCUGUUCGCGUCAGAGCACUGCUUAGAUGACUUCUCACCCGAGGACCUCUUCCUUCUGACCGAGAUUGAGGAACCAAACACGAUGAUUACGGGUGAAGAUGAACCAUCGUCUGGUUUAAAUGGAAGGUUGAGACCACGAAAGGCUAAUGCUCUUAGUCCUCAGACCAUUAAAACUACUCGUAAAUCGGACCCUAAACCCGCUCAGGAGAAACCUAAACGAACCGGCACCCCGUCCAAAGCUUCUCCAAAUAAACCAGAUGAUCUCAUAAACAAGUCUGAAUCACCCGCUCCGCAUAUCUUAUGCCCUUACUGCGAUAAGACAUUCUUUACUAAACAAGCUAUUUCUAAACAUAUUCGUGGUGUCCAUAUAAUAAACACAAACGAUACUCUCAUAAAUUGCUUAUUCUGCAAUCAUAUCGAGGCGGAUGCCAAUGAUAUCAUACGACACAUGGUCGAUAAUCACCCAAACCAAUACUUCGCCUGCUACGACUGCCAUACUAGAUUUCCAUCAACCACAGAAUUAGCUGAACAUAAGCAUAAUGUUUGCGAGAAACAGAAGUUACCAUAUCGUAACAAAUUGCGGCCAAAAAUGGCGGCCAAAAAGACAUUAAACAAUUCCAACGAAAGCGAAUACGAUGAUGAGAUUGAAAACACGGCUGGACAUGAGUUUAACGGUCUAGUCAUUUCUUGCGAAAUAAAAACCUCACAGGCACAUGAUGCUGCUGAUAUUGAGGACAAUAUCACGACAAACUUCAUUUUACCAGCAACCAAAAAUAUUAACAACUCUGCGAUUAUCGAGAAAAACGCAGUUAUUAUAUUAGAUGAUUUACAAUGGAAUAAAAGAACCCCCACAACAAACUUCUCUUUUCAUAAUACAGAUGCUGACCAAAUACUGUCCCGACUCGGCGUCGUACACCGGUCACCAAGAGCAGGAGAUUUCAAUAAAAGGGAUUGGUCUAGGCAUAUUGAGGAGUCAAAUCAGAAGUUUGAGAAAUGCUUUGAUACCAGCUUCUAUUCCAAAGUGGCUAGCAACGUUCAAGAGAACUUGACAAAAUUUCUAGAUGGAUCGUUUAAUUUUAAUCCCGAUCCCGAAAAUACAAUAAAAACUAGAAAAUCUAAAAAUAGUGUUGCUAUCAACACUGUGGAAGGCUUCCCAAUACUUUUGGAAUGUGCCCAGUUUUCUAGAAAUGUCUUUGACGGAUAUUUGCCACGAGCCAUCGCUCCUAAACACAAGUGGAAAUGGGAUUCACUCGAAAAUGAAAGAAAUCUUCUUAAUCCUGAACAAUUCAAACGAGACUCGCACACUAACAACUGCAUUAUUUCGUUGGUUUCUAGUCUCGACAUAUGGACUCAGUUAUGUAUGCGCCAGAAAUAUGAACAAAAAUUUAACAAAACGCCACAGGAAAAAAGGGCUGAGAAACAAAGCAUUUUAGGGAACGAGCUAAAAGAAAUACUUGAGAGUCGCGAACUUCCAACAGCGUCUUCACAAAUAAUAAAAUAUAACAACAACGCCUUGCCAGCGCGUGAUGAUCUCGACUUUCCUAUCUCACUGGGUUUAGUGCCCUCGCCGCAGACAUACAAUCCCAAGCCGGCUGUACUCAGUGGUGAAUGGGUCAGGCCUCGUUGCUAUGUAUGCUGUGCGUGUGGGGCGCAAACCCGCGAUUCGAGAGCGCUCUCUUCUCAUAUAUCAUCGCGACAUCCGAACGCUCAAAUCCAACAUUACGAAAUUGUGGGAGAGGUUCUUCUUAAAUCUGAUAUUUUAAAACAUUUAUAUGUGCCACCGAGCCAGCCUAAUAAUAGGACUAGACCACUACGAGGUAUCAGAGAGUGCACUAAGUGCAGGAAAUCUAUUUCAUUGGAAGAUUUGCAUCAGCAUAUGCUAGAUUGUGCUGGAGAUACCCCGGCUGUGCGAAGGAAAUGUCGUUAUCGACCAUUUGGUGUUCGUAAACGGCGACCUCGCCUCCCUGAUAAUACAAUACGUAGAGAGAUGCGUAAAGAUAUUCGUACGCCACAUAAUCGUAAAAAUCAUAUGAGACCCAGACCAAAAAUACGUUCAGAAGUGGGUGACGCGGAAACCAUAAGAAAAAUGCUGGCAGAUUUGCCUGCUAAGCGCCAUCGAGUCACGGUUAACAACUUAAACCCAAUUUUACGUCCUAGACGGAAGUUAAAUAGCCAAAGAAAUAAAAUGAUUAUGAAGAAAAGGUCUACUGAAGACAUAACCAAGAAGCCAUUUUCGAAUACGGAACCUGAAGAGGAUGAAAAAGAUUACGAUACUGUACAAUCUGCGGUAUAUGAUAAUGGCGAAAAUAAUCGCAAACCUCACGACGAGGACAAAGACAUAAACCAUAAGGAAAACUUAAACAAGCCUGUUGUGAGUAAAAAUAAAAGAAAGAGUAUCCCGCACAAGGAACCUCAAGCUUAUUCCGAUACAUCGGAUACACCAGACAUGGCAACCAAGGCAUCAAGCGGCCAAGGAAAUAAUCAAAUCAUACAGUUUACUACAAAUAACAAUUCAGACAGAGUGUCCAUGAAUAGUGGAGGGGAUGGAUCUUACAGAGAACAUAGUAACGGAUCCAAUAAUGGCUCUUACAACAGAGACAAUAAUAACUCGGGUUACAUGGAACAACAUAACAAUUCAAGAGAUUCUUUCGCUCCAUCGCAGAACAUUCCUUUAAAGCAUUCAAUUGCUAGUUUGACAGCAAGUUCUGAGACUCACGAUAAGUCUGUUCAGUUUCAUCAUAUGUUCUUGGUGCAACAAGAAUGCAAUAACAUCAACAAUCAUGUACAAUCUGAGCAGAGAAUGCUUUUUGAAAACGAAGCUGUAGUUACGAAGUUAGACAAACCUCCUUUGCACUUCGACCAUCAAACGUAUAUGGACUCGCAGCUUCAGAAGAAUAAGUUGAAUAAACCGCGUAAAGGAUUAAAUGACUGCAUAGCUAUGCUGAAAAAUAAGCUCGAAGAGCCAAGUUCCAACACUCUACCAGGUCACGUAUCCGUGCAGUGCGGCAGUGAUGAACCUUUAGGACCGGAGCCUGUUAUUAUAGAACGAAGACACUCCACCACUGAGUCCAAUAACGACUCUACUCGAAGAUCGCUGCAAAUGCUUUACCCGGACGUUCCUCAACAAAACAUUGCGGAAAAUCAAAGUGUUCCGAAGCGGCCUACACGACGUCGAUCUACAAGUACACGUCAAAGAACAAACUCUUGUAGGGAUAAAUCGUACGACAUUCAAUCGGGUAACGAUUAUAUUCAUUGGAAACAAUAUUAUUAUGAACCUCAAAUGUUCUCUUCACAAAACGCCAAACGACAACCUGUGCGACGCAAGUCACUAACUCCAGCUGAUGAAUUUUUACUGCAGCAUGCGUAUAUGAAUUUAGAGCUUCUAAAUAAAAGUAACAGAGAAUUACAAAACCUUUCUGACUAUCACUAUUCUAAUCUGGCUGCUAUACCAUACAAGCCGAAUAAGAAGAAGGGUCGUGACACAACCCAAAAACCAACGUCUAGGAGACGAGCAAGUGAAAUACCAAAACCUAAACCAAAGGAGCCCCCAAAGAGUCGUGAAAGAACUCCACGAGGUAGACGUACACGCGCUGAUUCUCAACAAACGAAUCAAAUAAAUAUACAGGAUACGACGCCGGUCCCCGUCAUCAAUCAAAGUGAUCAGUAUAUACAUCACACGCCGGCUAACCUAACUACAUACAUACCUGUUUCUGAUAAAAAUCUAGAUUGUUGCACAUUGGCUUUGGCUGCUCCGCAAGAUGAAAGUGUUAAUGUGCGUUUAGAACGAGAUAUACCACAUUCCAAUAAAGUGCCCGAAGAACAACCGAUGCUUCUCAUAAACCAGCAAAAUCCACAGAUUAUAGAGUACUCUGCGAAUAACAGUGUACCUCAAGCGUUGUACGCCAUACCAUAUGAGCAAACUGUUACAGCUCCAAUCGACUUGUCUAAUAAUGCGCCAGCCAUACCCAGCGCCGAUAAUUCUUAUCAAUAUUUACCUCAAACACCGAUAUGUCACGUUAAUUAUGAAACCUACGAGACUCUAGACCUGUCAAAUAGAGACUUGAACAAUGAAGUCGUUAAAGAAACUGACAUCAACAACGAGGUAGUGGUUGAUUUGAGUGUGAGAUAUUCUCCUCAUUCGCCACCAGCCUCUAGACUUGCGCUAAUCCCACCUGAUAUAGUCAAUAAUGACAUUGAAGAAGGUCCAACCGAUCUGUCUAUAGUACGCGUAGAUGACUUUACGCCGACGGAUUUAUCCGUAAGAAGGAGAAUUUAUCCUUUCCAAUCAUAUGAGCGGGGCGUAGAAGGCAUGACACAAGUAGAUUAUGUCCAGGAUUUAUCACAACCCGUCCGACAUGAAGACAAUGUCUGUCUAAUGGCGCCAAUGAGGGAAGACAUACAUAAUAUUGAAUUACCAACUGAUUUAUCUAAGAAUAGACUCCAGAGCCGUCCUGAUGUUACGUCCCUUUGCUUAACAGAACAACAAGAUAUGUACCUUAACGUUUUUAGAAACAAUCCGAUUCCUGUGGAUAAUAAUAUCCCGGCAGAUUUAUCUGGAAGAAAAAAUGAUGUUCAAAAUGUUCAAUACAUCAGAGGAGCACAGGCUAUGAAUAUAAACGAUGGUUUGAUUAUCCACGAUGGUAUGAACAGGCAGCAGUCACACGAUGUUUCCAAUGAAAUUAUAAAUCUGCAUUAUAAUUCAGGAUAUCGAACAAUCAUACCGCCUUCAUACGCCGUAGAAUCGGAUAGGUUUGAGGAACAAUGUCAAAAACUACCUAAUUCAAGAAUAAUCUCUCCUGCUCCCGUUAUUCACGAUUAUUCAAAUAAUAAUUCAUCAUUAGAAGAUCACAGUGUAGACCAUAGCAACGAAGUUAUAUCAUACUCAUAUUCAGAUGUACCUUUGAGUUUAACUACGAAUUCUGGUCGAAUUGAAUGCCGCCCGGACAGCAGUAACAUUUGUGACGUUAUGCAUCGCCCGCCAGUUUCUAAAGUAUCCACAUAUGCCGUAAAUACUCCAAUUCAUACAAUACCUAGUGAAUCGACUCUUUCUGCUACGACUGUUUCCAAACCUCCUGUAAUGACUGCGGUACAAAAUAAUAACAUAAAUUUUGAUAAACGAGAUUGUCUGGAAAUAAAUGUUUCUGAAAUUCGUAAAGAAAACGAAGAAUUGCAUGACGGAAAUAAAGUUUCGAUCCAGGAAACACCCACGAAAGAUAAAAGGGGCACACAGAAUCUCUUAACAACAAAGGAUGACCAAAAUUGCAAAGUUGUGGAAAUUAACAAGAAAACAACAAACAAUUCAAAUUUAGAAGCGGAUCCAGAAACGGCUAGAAAAAUAGCUAUGUUACCAAAAGAGCUAGUUGAAAUCUUAGGCACUAUGCCGGUUGAUCACCGUAAUCAACUUCUAAACGUAUUACCGCAAUAUGUGUCGACCGCGACGGCAUCUGAGUCUACUGAAUCUCCAAGGUCAAAGUCUGUUGAUGAAAAAUGUAUCGAUGCUGUUUCAAAGAAUAGCGGCGUUCAAGAAAGUGAAGAUUCUGUGUUAUGUAAUACUUCACCUACCUCAGGAUAUCCAGAAGCACCUGAUAUCUCGCUUUCAAGUUCCGUACUAUUAACACCACCAACUCCGCAGUUAUCUGAACGCCAUGCGAUUCAGGCUCAUGAUAUGGACGAAAUGAAAACUAGCAUGCGACAAAGACGUGUGUCCAACGAAGAUGACAGAUUACGCCUAGAUAUUUCUAAAUUUGAUAAAAAGGAAGUUAAUAGGAAUAUCUCAAAAAGGUUAGCUCAUUUCGAUAACGAAAUAAUAGAAGACCCGGUUAUUGAUUUAACUGGUGAUGAUGUGAUACCCUCGAGUGAAACUGAAAACCAUUUAGAAUCUAACCAUUAUAACGAGAUUGCGAAAGACCAUUCCAUUUUGAAUACUUCAUAUAAAACUUGUAAUAAAGUAAAUAAUGACAAAACUGCUAGUUUGAGAGCAGUUCGAAUUAAAACGCCCUAUGAAAGAAAUCGAGUCAUACUGCCGGAAAACAACACAACAAAAAAUCAUAUUGAAACAGAAAUAAGGCAAGUUAAUGACGUAGUUCAAAAUAAUGAUAUUGAUACUCAAAAGACACAAACAAUGCAACGAAUAGAAAGUUCGAUAGAUUAUAAAAGGAAUAGAAAUGUCAUCGUGAAUAACAACAACACUCAAGAUAUACGUGCCGAUGUGAACUAUAAUAAAUUAUCCAUUCCAAAAAAUAUUCAAAAUGAUAUAAAUCAAAAAGAUUCUAAAGAUAAGCCUAACUUAAUUACCCCUUUCCAAGGCGAUGACAAAAAUGUUAUUACAAUUCUACAUGAUGAGGAGUCUUUAGAAAUUACAGAGACUUUAGUGGAUGCUUCAAUAAAUCCAAUUAAGAAAAAAGAAUUUGGCUUAAAUAAGAAUGAAAUAAGUAAAGAUAUAGUCACUGACGUAACAUCUAUGUCUUAUAAGAAAACUAAAAAAUGUGAAUAUAUAAACGACGAGAUGGGCGUGAUACAUAUAUGCGAUGAUUCUGAAGAUAUUAAUUUAACAACUGAAAAAACAUUCCAAAGUACAGAUUCGAAAAUUUUAAUUGAUACUGGCCGUGAACCAGGUUUUGAAAACAAAAAUGAAGAUAAAAGGCAAGAUAGCAAAAUUGAAUCAAUAACAAUGACAUAUAAUUCAUCUUUUGAUGCUAAAUCUAUAAGUGAAGAGAAGAAUAUAGUCGAAUUAAAUGAUUCUGAUUACGUAAGCUUUGAAGAAACAAAGCCUUCUCAAAGAUCUAAAAAUAAAACAAUAGCGAAAAGACAACAUGAACAUUUAGAUAAACUAUCCAAAGAAAUCGAAGAGGAGUCUUUUAAUAAAUAUAAAGGCAAAAGAGGUCGGUCUCCGCAACAAACGAUAAAAACAAAGUAUUUUGAAAACAAAGACGAAGAAUGUAAUCGAUCAGUUAUACCCAAAAAUGAAGUAAACAAAGAAGAUAGUAUUAAUUGCGAGGUCAUAAAUACAGAAAAACAUGUAGAAGAAUCAAGUUCAUUAAAAAUUGCUGAAAAGAAUAAUGAUAGAACUUCUAAAAUUGUCAAAGAAACUGAUCUAGACAAAGUUGUAAGGACUGAUACUCACGAUUUAUUGGAUGAAUCUAUAGAACCAAAUUCUCUUAAAAUAAAUGCAUUUAUCACAAUCAAAGAAAGCUGUGAUUCCAGUGAUAAAGUGGAAGUUACUGUGAAACAAUCAGAAAACUGUCUUACAAGUCUUUCUGCACUUAAUUCGACUAAAAUGGAAGCCAAUGUUUCUGAAAGAAAUGAGUCAGCAUUAUUAAAAUAUGGAACUAUUGAAAAUUCAAAAUCAAAUCGACAUUCGCGAAAAGAAAACGUUAAAGCACUGUUAGAUAAAACAAACCAAAAGGAAGACACAUUAAGUCAGGGAGAAGAAGUAAAUUCUAAACAAACGCCAAAAUUAAACUUUUCUUCAGAUGUUGAAGCCACAGCUAGGCAAAGCAAGCGAGGAAAAUCACAAUCUUUGCAAAAUAAUAACAGUGAAACUGAAAAUUCUCUUCUGGAUCAUGAAAAAAAGCAUAGAGCAGUUUCAAGUCCAAGACAUAUAAUUUCUUCAAAUCCUACAGUCGAUGGUGAUGAUUUAGAUGAAGAUGCUGUAUCUGAACGUAGAAUCUAUAGCGAAUCAUCGAGAAGUUCAAGUGGUAGCGAGUAUGACGGUGUAGUAGAUACAACAUCAAAAAAACGUAAGAAGUUGGCUCGCUCUAAAAGAAAUUACAAAAAGAAGAGGGCUCUAACAUCUGUACAAGCUAGAAUAGACAUCCGUAUCGAACGAUCACGAAGUGACUCUAAAUUCAGUAUAGAAAGCAGCAUUGUUACUAACAAGGCUAUAAAACCACCUGAAGCACCUAGUGUCGACAGUGCCAAAGUAGAUUUGAUUCCCAUAUCAGAUGGAGAUGAUAAAAAUGUAGUAGAUAAUGCACCAACUGCAAAGAGGAAGUCAAUCUCUCCUUCUAGGGAACAAAUAGUUUCAAGUUCUAAACCAAAGAAAUGUAAAGUUGAUAAUGACAAAAAAAGUAAAUUAGGAACAGCUGAAAAAGAAGAAGGCGAAGAGAAGCAAUUAACGGAAACACAGAUGAGUGAAACUAAAACGGUUUCUGUUGUUAAAAAUACCACCUGCUAUAAUAAACCAAUGCGUCGUAUAAGAUCUAAAUCUGUUGUUGUUAAAUCGUCAGGAGUAAAAUUAUACGAUCCUUAUGAUAUAGAUUUGGAAGAUAUGGCUGAAAAGACGGAACCGUUUAUAAGAAAAGAAAUUACUUCUAAAAGUAGUGUCACGGUUUCAAAGGAAUCAAUUUCAAGCGAUAAUCAAAGUUUAAGCGAGAUUUCACCCUCUCCUUGCAUACAGAACUCUACUGAUGAUAAUCUUGAAGCCAACAAAAUUGAUAAUCAUUCAGAAAUGACAACUAGUGAUUCGACAACAAACACUAAAGAGACUAAUGUAACUAAUUGUGAAUCUCUAACCAAAGAGUCCCAUAGCGAUACCGAUGAAUCUUCGAAGAGUGAUGAGCCAUUGAAAAAGUAUGCAAUAGAGAAAGAAAAGAGGAAUCUUUUGUUAUCUCAAGAUCCUGAUGGUGAAUGUAGAUGUAGAAGAGGUCCUGUACGAAGAAAAACUAAGACUCGCGGUAGAAAGAAGCGAAUAUAUUCCUCAAGUCCAAAAGUUGAAAGUAUUAUCGACACUACUACCGUCGAAGAUGAAAUACGCUCACAACAAUUUCUAGAAAGCUUCGGCUUUUUCUCAGAAAGAAAACCUCGUAAAUCUAAUCUCCUUGCAUCGAAAAAAAUAGCAGAAACAUUCCAUAUCAUAGCUACCGAAAAUGAUGAAGUGUAUUUUUCAUCAUUAGAACGUGUUAACAACAAAUCUUGGUCCGUGAAGAAAGUGGGCGGGAGUAGAGGAGUUAAUUCAGAAGGUGUAGAGGUCAAGAAAAUACCGGGGAAACGAGGUCGAAAACGGAAAAAUCCGCCACCUGAACCAGCAUUUUGUGAUGUGUGUAAGAGAAUGUUUAGGAGGUCCGAUAACUUUACGAGACACCAAAUAACAUUAUACCAUAUUUCAAGACUGUCGGAUGAUGACCCAGAUAAUAAGACAUUUUCAAAAGACGGGCCGAACUUUUUAAUAGUUUUUAAACAGCAAUUGGAUCGAUUGAAAAUUGUGCGGGAAAAAAUUGAAAUAAGAAGGAAAACACCAUUGCCACCAGCAGAGGCAGCUCCACCGACAUUGACAGAUAUUAUAGAAGAUGUUAAGAGAGCCAUAAAGGAACAGAUUGUUGCCCGGCGCGUGUUAAGUCGAGAUGAAGCUUUGUUCGUCGAUUGCUGCGAAAUGUUACAAGAGUCACAUCAAAAUGAGACGUACAACCGACGUCGCAACUGCAACAGUUAUAACUGUUUAUUAGUAUGUGAGGAAGAGUUAGCUGAGCUAGAAAGAAGUAUGGAUGAAAGAGAUGAAAAAUAUGAUGACGACGUUGAUGAGGUUACAGCCCAAAAUAUAAUGGAAAGUGAAGAAGUUCGAAACUUAGAAAACGAUUUAAUAUCAGGACUCAAAGAAGGAAACGGUUUUAAGGGGGCCGCUAGCAUUGACAACCGGCCUUUAGAGGGCAGAGAAGUGGGUGCAAAUGAAAAGAAUAUUAUGCCCGUUUCCAAUCACCAACCAGUUGAAGCCUUUGAUGAGCCUAUAGCGGGACCCAGCACAAGUAAAGAUACAAGACACUUUGAAGUCAAAGAAAAAGUUUUACCAGACGUUGUUGAAAACUUCGAUAUUUUUGAGGAUAAAUUUGACAAAAUAAAAAGAAAAUGCAGAUCACAGGCAGCGGCGGCAAAACAAAUGCAAACAAUGUCUGAUGCCAAUUCCAGCCAUAAAGAACGCAAAAAGUCUGAGAAAAAGAAAGCCAAACGAAGCUCUAAAAAGAAUCACAACGCCGUUCCUACUAAAGGUGCUCUAAAGGGCUUCGAUGGAAUAAAAGUAUCAAUUCCCAAAUCCGAUAUAAACAUGUCUGCUAUCGUCCCCGCAGUAGGAAGCUCAGGUAAACGAAAGAAGAAAAAUAGGUCCAAGAAGAAAAAAGAAAGGAAAAGUUCUGAUGGAAGCGGUAAGCACGAUGGAGAAUAUCAUCGCAGGAACAGAGACUCCCCUAAGAGGAACGUCGAUGUUUAUGAAUUCAUGGACACAGAAGAUACAGAACUAUUCGAAUUCCGACCAUCCACUUUAAUGGAAAGGUUUAGAAGUAUUAGCAACAAAGAGUCACCGAGUACUUCGAAGGCCUCGCAGGCUCCAGAAAUACCAGAUGCUUCGAGUGAAAGUGCUUCAGACGGAGAUGACUUUGUAUACAUGUCUGACGAUUACGUUUGUAGCGAUGAUGAAACAGAAAAUAGUGUCCUAUCUUGUGACUUUGGUCAGGUUAAAGGAAGCAGUUUCGAAUAUAAAAAGCCAACAUCUCCCCUUAAAAGAAAAGAUGUCAUCGAGAAAAAUGCCGUUAUGGGAAAAAUAUUCAAAAAUAACGCUGUACGAUUUGAACGCAAAAGAUCAAAGAGCAGAGAGACGGUGAAACCUCAAGCUAAUCUGGACCAAUUGUUUGACAGCUUACUUGAAGACGGAAAUCAGUCUGAUAUAUCUAAGAAAGAUAACUUAGAGCCAUCGCCAAGUACGUCGCUUGUAAGCGAAGAAGUUAACAAAAAACAAAAUGAACAUGAAAUGACGGACUUAGAAGAGGCGGGACCAUCGCAGAUAUACGAUCCUAUACCAUCGACCUCAGCCGCUUCCUUCUUGACAUCAUCUUCUAAGAAAAGGAAGUCAGCAACUCCGCCACGAAAACUGGAUCUCAAUGCACUCCGUGCUCUUGAAUAUGGACAUUGUUCUAAAACGGACGGAAGUACAUAUAGAAAAGAUUUGUCGCUCGACUAUUACGCACGGUCAUCACAAGUCGUCUCUAACAAGUAUUCAUCAUCAGAUGACGACGAUUUCACCGUUCCCGAGCCCAGCUACUCUUCGCAUCGAAAAAUCGAAGAGGUUUCACCGGAAAAAAAUAGAUCAAGGGAUAAAGUUACAAAAGAGAAAUCGAGUUCAAAGAGAAGGUCACAUGACGUUAGACAGAAGAGUUACGACUCCGGUACAGAAUCGGCAGGCAGGGCCCUAGCGGCCGACGACGGUGGAGUGGCGGUGCAGCGUGCGCGGCGCAAGUGUACCGUCGGCAAACAGAACGUGCUCGCUGAGAGCUGGAGUUCAGAGUCGGAACAAGACGGAACUCCGGCGCGUCCGAACAGUGUGGAGUCGGUGGUGGCGAGUGUGGGGAGGAAGAAGAGAGGCAGGAAGAGGGAGACGUGCGUGGUGCAGGGGAGGAGGUCGGGCGCGGGGCACUCCCGGCCGCGGGGCUCGUCGUACUGGUCGGACGGCGAGGAGGAGCACGAGCACCCGCAGCAGCACGGCUGGAUCGUGGGCGACAGUCACAAGAAGCUGGUCACCAUGCUGGCGCACGCCAAGGGCCGCAAGAGGAACGACGACAAGCGCUCCGCGGUCCUCGAGUAG